AUGGCUUCUUCCAAACGCAAGGAUCCGGCUUCUGCAGCAGCAUCCCGGGUCUUUACACUAGAGGAAGAAGUCAGGAGCCUGACUGAGGAGCUGAGUCAGUGCCAGGCUGAUAAAGAAUUUGUGUGGUCUUUAUGGAAACGUCUCCAGGUCGCAAAUCCAGAUCUUACACAAGCAGUCAGUUUGGUUGUGGAAAGAGAAAAGCAGAAAGCUGAACUCAAGGACAGGAAGGUUUUAGAAAUUUUGCAAGUUAAAGACAGCAAAAUACAGGAAUUGGAACAGAGAACCUGUGGGCAGCAAGAGGAAAUAAACAACCUGGUACAGAGAAAGAUCGUUGUAGAUGAGGAAAAUGUGGCCUUGAAGAACGAGCUCUGCAUCUUACAACAGAAAUUUCAAGAUAAAAUCCAGGAACUUAAGGACACUAAGGAGUGUGCACUGAGAAAGGAUGAGCAAAGCAGACUGGUUAUAAAAAAUCUGGAGGAGGAAAAUGAGGGAUUAAGUACACGCUAUGCUGACCUGCUAAAUGACCUGGAGAAACUGAGGAAGCGGGAGGCACAAUGGAGAAUAGAAAAAUCUGGCAUCGAUGCAAAAAUAAAGAAUUUGGAGGCUGAUUUAACAGAGGCAAGGGGGCAAAUGGAAAUCUUACACAGUAGAUGCAAUGAUCUGGCAUCUCAGCUGGGUGUUAAACAGACUGAGCUAAGCCAAAAAGAUUUGGAUGUGGCCAGAGCUAGGAAGGAGUUGCAGGAGCUGCAGAAUCUCUACAAACAAAACACUGAACAUGCAGCACAGCAGGCAGAGCUGAUCCAGCAGCUUCAGGCUCUCAAUAUGGAUGCACAAAAAGUACUGAGAACUCAGGAAGAUGCUCACACAGCUGAAACAAUAUCAUAUCAGAAACUUUACAACGAAUUGACAAUAAGUUUUGAGAAACUUAAAGCAAGUGAGAUUCAGCUUCGGCAAGGUCAGGCUUCUCUCAAGAAUCAACUAGUUGAAAAAGAACAACAUAUCAGUCAACUGGAAGAGCAACUUCAACAGGCCCUCAGUUCUGUGUCUUCACUACCUCCUGAAACGUAUCUAAACCAGAGAAGAAAGGAAUUCCAGCAGUAUUCUUUAAGUGAGCUACAGUAUCUCAUAACAUCACAAAAGUCUGAAAUAAAGCUUUUGCAAGAAAAAUUGAAAAGAGCAAAUUGUACACUAGCAGAUCAUAGCCUUUGCAGUAGAGAUUUCUUGGAUUGCAUCAGUGCUAGGGCUGGGAGGAAAUACAAGGAACCACCUGUGAAACGUUCAAGGUCUCUGUCCCCAAAGAGCUUUUUGAGAGAGUCAGAGGAACUGAGGAAGCUUAAAAUAGCUGAAAGGAAGAGUAAAAACUUAGAAAAGACACUACAGCUAAAGAUCCAAGAAAAUGAUGAGCUGAGACAAGCGCAUGAAAAACGCAGAAAAAGGCUGCAGAUGUUACAGACCAACUACAGAGCAGUAAAAAAGCAAUUAAAGCAAUGGGAGGAAAGCUAUAGCAAGCCUGGAAGCAGUAAAAGUGGAAAGGAGCGUUUGGGUCCCCAUCAUCUCUGCCACGAAGAUUCUGAUGCUGUGUGGAAUGAGCUGGCACAUUUCAAAAAGGAACACAAAAAGCUACUGAUUGAAAAACUAAAUUUAGAGGAGGAAUUGGAUCAGAUGAAAGUGCAUGCAUCUAGGGAUAAAGCUACAAUACAAGAACUGAAUAUGUGUCUGCAACAAGAAAGAGAAGAGCUGCUCUUUAGACUUGGUGAAGAGAAUGGGGUCAAAAACAGUACGCCAAAGAAGGAUGUGAAAGAAAUAUCAGCACAGACAUUACAGAAGGUUUCGCAACUGGAAAGAAGGCUAAAGGGUUUUGAGAAAGAAUCAAGGAAGUUGAAGGAAGUUAAUAAAGGGUUAACUAAGGAUAAUCACGAUCUGAAAGCAUUGCUUAAACAGCACAGAGAUGAAGCAGAGACCAGUGAGAAGGAGCUGGAGAUGCUACUGCAAAAGAUCACAGAAAUAAAGGAGGACAAAGCAGAGCUUCAGUUAAUGAUAGAUGGGAUGGAGAGAGAGGUCACCUCUCUGAAGAGACAAGUGGCAGAAGCGAACUCAUUGAGAAAGGAAAAUGAGGAUCUGCUGAGUCAAGUGAAGCAAUUGCAGAGUUCAGUGGACAGAGCCAGGAUAGUGGGUUCUGUGGCCACAGCGGAGGCCACCUGUGGCCAAUGUCGAUGUAAGAGUACAAGUGCCAAAGUUAAGUUGAAGAAAAAGGGCUUAGCGGAACACCACCAGUCUCUUCUCAAUCAGUCCAUCAAGGUUAUGAGCGGUGUAUUUGAGAACUUCAGUAAGGACGGCUGGGAGGAUAUGAGUGAAAGCAGUGACUCUGAAAUACCGACUCCUGAAAACCUGGGAACAAAAACAAAACAGCAAAUUCCACUGACAAACAAAAAUGAUCAGGAAGAACAAAAUAAGGUGGAAGAUAAUGAAAUACCUCCAAAUAUUAUGCAUUUAGAAGGAAAAAUCAAAUUAUGUCAUAAAAAGCAAAACAGAGAUGCAGGCAUAGCUCCUUUCCAAAGGAACAAGACCAUAAAUUCAGCACCCAUCCCUGUUAAAGUCAACAGAGAGAAGAGGAGAGGGAUCGUUGUCCAGAAACCUGGCUGCUCCAUUUCACUCUGGGGACGGAUUACAUCCUUGCAGCAGCAGUUAGCUAUUUCACAAAAUUCAAAAAGGACAGCAGUGUCAUCUCUCAAAAAGUCCAAGGAAGCAAAUAAAAAAUUAACAUCUCAGCUGCAUGUAACCAAACAAAGACUCCAGGCCAGCAAGCAAACUGUUCAGACCCUGAUGUCCAACCUGACUGAGCUGCAGCGAGAAAAAUCAGAUUUGCAAGGAAAAUUGGACCACCUGACCCAAUCUACCAAACUGAGAGAGGGCCUGUGUCCUGUGACAUCUGGCCAUACUGGAACGACACCAGCAACUCCACUAAAGAAUGUUGAUUUGGAAAUGAAGCAGCUGCAGUAUAAACUGAAGAAUGCAAAUAAUGAAAUCACUAAACAUUCAUCAACCAUUAAAUCUUUGAAAUAUGAAGUCCAAGGAAAAGAAGAACAGAUGCGGGAACUACAGGAAAAGAUUUCUCGAAUGGAGAGAGACAUAAGUAUGAAAAGGCAUUUAAUAGAAGAUUGGAGACUGCGUAUGAAAACAAAUCAGGAAAAGGAGAAAAGCUUUAAUGAAACAUUGCAAACUCUUGAAGAAAAGGUAAAAACAUUGACUGAAGAUUGCUCAAACAAAAAAACAUCAAUUGAUUCACUAAAGCAAAGGCUUAAUGUAGCUACGAAAGAAAAGUCACAGUAUGAGCAGAUGUAUCGCAAGGCUAAAGAGGAAUUAGAGAAAAAGGAGCUUAAGCUUGCCAAUCUUGAAGGCAAAAUGGCUGAGGCUGAGUGUGCCAUGACUGAACUUGAAAGUACUGCCUCUCAACAACUCCAUGGCUUGGCAAGGCAAAGUGAACAGGCCCUCGAAGUAGUGCAGAAGAAGUUGAUGAUGUCCAAUGAUAAAGUGGAAGAGUUCGUUACCUUUGUGAAGACAUUGGCCACUGAGUUACAGCACAACGUGAAAGAGAUGAGAACACAAAUCAGAUGUACUAAAAAAAUGCAACAAGAGAAAAAAUGUGGCGGCAGCAUUUCCAAAGAGUCUAUUCACCGGGCCCAAUACUUGGCAGCAUCUAUUCUUAAUAUUUCGAAGACUGAUUUAGAUGAUAUACUUGAUGUUGAAGAAGAUGAAGAAACGGAACAGAUGAAACUGGAAUAUGAAAGUGAUAAAGAAUGGAUGUGCUACUUACAGAAGCUUCUUGAAGGACAGUUUCCUUUUGCUUCGUAUUUAAUGGAUGCAGUGGUGGAAAAACUAAAUGAGCAGAAGAAGCUGGCAGAAGAAUACAGUUCUCUUAUGAAACAAAUGACCUAGGGGUGCUGGGGAAGUGGAUUUUGAGAAAGAAGAGGGGUCUCUUAUUUUGCACGUUGACUUUGUCUCUUUGCUGUAGCCUUCUCCAACCUGGCACCCUCCAGAUGUGUUGAAGUGUAAUUCCCAAUGUCCAGGGAUGGUGGGAAUUCUGGAGGGCGCCAGCUUGAGGAAAGCUGGCUUAUAGCAGCAGCAGCAGCAGCAGACUCACCACUUAUGGGAGCAGGUUGGGUUUUUUUGUUUUUUGCUGUAUUUACGUAGAAUUACAUCACGUACAAAAAGGAGAUUCACAUCUUCAAACAUGCAGUAAAAACACGCCAGCGUGAAUGUGGCAAGCUUGCCUGUCAUUGUAAAGCAGCCCUUGGUAAAAACAAAAAGAAAAAUGUAUGCACUGUUGCUGUCCAUGAGAAUUUCUUCUGAAUUAACAAGUAUAAAAUUUUACUGUAGA
Molecule: messenger RNA, 4378 nt
Organism: Elgaria multicarinata webbii
Lineage: Eukaryota; Metazoa; Chordata; Lepidosauria; Squamata; Anguidae
Gene: CNTLN
Product: centlein
Exons: 26
Coding region: 1-3936 (1311 amino acids)
Biological process (GO): protein localization to organelle; centriole-centriole cohesion
Cellular component (GO): centrosome; centriole
Source: RefSeq, a predicted model, not a curated record